AUGACACGAGAUGACGCUGUACUGGCUGGUGCCGGAAAAAAGUCCCUGGCUGCUGGAGAUGCCGCCGGAAGUGCCGUUGCGAGAUGCCGCUGCCGCAUUUUGCGCCAGCCCUUACUGCAAACAGUAGCUGCUAGCUACAAAAUAGCGGCAUGCACAAUGUCUUCUAUUGUGUCCGAGGUCUGUAAAGCACUUUGGAAAGCAUUGCAGCCAGAAUUUCUACCAUGCUGCAAUGCAGCGCAGUGGGAAGCUAUCGCAGCUGAUUUUUGGCGGUUGUGGAACUUUCCGAACUGUGUUGGAAGCAUCGAUGGAAAGCAUGUAAACAUCAAGGCCCCGCCGUCAUCUGGUAGUGACUAUUUUAACUACAAGGGUGUACACUCCAUUGUCCUUUUGGCUACCUGCGACGCCAGGUAUAGAUUUACCAUGGUUGAUGUGGGAGGAUACGGGCGAGAAAGUGAUGGAGGAAUCUUUAAGGAGAGCAAAUUUGGUUCCAUGUUGCUCGAGCAGAAACUGAAUCUGCCCCCGCCAGCCAAUCUCCCAGGGACCAGAGUCACACUGCCACAUGUGAUAGUUGGAGAUGCUGCUUUUCCACUUCUGAAUAAUCUCAUGCGUCCCUUUCAAGGAGGCGCAACCAUGACAAUGGAAAAGCAGAUUUACAACUACAGACAUUCCAGAGCCAGAAGUGUUAUCGAGAACAGCUUUGGAAUUUUGGUGGCAAGAUGGAGAAUUCUGGGACGAGCCCUGGAGUUCCAUCCGGACAAAGCAGUCGAUGUUGUGAAGGCGUGUGUCAUGCUUCACAACUUUCUCACAUACACAGAUGAAGCUAACACGCCUGCAAACCGAUACAUCCCUGCUAAUUUUGUUGACACAGAUGCUUCUGGUGUCCCUCAACCUGGGGAAUGGCGAGCGGUUGUUGCAGACAAUGGUGCUUUACAUGCACUCGAUCCACGCUACCUGUCAAGGUGCUGUACCAGCCGAGCUUCUAUGGGUGUUCGUAAUGACCUAAUGUCAUUCUUUCAGUCACCACAAGGACUUGUACCAUGGCAGAACCACAUUGUUUGUCGUGGACUAUUAAAUAAUGUUCCCUGAACAAUCUGAUUGUUAAUAUGUGAGAUGCAAGUGUAAGGGGCUGGACACACGCUGAAAACGCCUUGAGGACACCGAAUGCCAGCUGUUUUUCACCUGAGUGCCAGCUUUCUUCAGCUGCGAGCCGGUUGGUUGCUGUGGUAAUGUCCUGCUCCUCCUUCACUGUGAUUGGGCGGCCGUGUGAGAACUGACAUUGACGAGCGGAGCUUUUCUCCCAAAGUUGAAUCUCUUUCAACUCUCAACGCUCGGCGCCGAGCGCGGAAAAACCGCCGAGCGCUGGUUUUCAGCGCGGAAAAAACCCGCUAGCUGCUGGCUUAUUUGAAAAACGCAGAGCUUCCAUUGGAAACAAUUGAAAACAUGCGCCGGCGGCGGGCGAAAAAAGCUUUGGUGUGCACGCCCCCUAAGGCCAAAGUAUCACAUUUUGCUAAUAUUGAUGCUUCUGUGAGACGAUGAAACAUUCUUGGUAAAAAGGCAUAUCAAAUAAAUGUGAUUUGACUGAAAAUGUAUUUGUGUGGUAUUGUACUUUCUAGAUAUUAUUACAUAUUUCAGGUUAAUCACUUAUUUCUGUUGUAUGCUUAUGCAACAAAUUAUUCAACAAAUUAAUUUUUGGUUUGUUUCUUGGCUGAUCUAUUACACUUUAUAGAUCUGUUUAUUUUUCAUGUAAAGAAACACAUUACAACAUAUUACAGUUGUUUGUUAUUGCUUAACACACAUAUUAUAAAACCGUAUUCUGCGCAAAACUCUAACUUCCUGGUAAAAGUUAUGAAGUCAUCUCAUAUUCUCCUAUGGAAAAUUACUUUUGACCCUGAUGAAAAAACAUGACAAACACCAGGCCUAACAGUACUCCCUAGCCUUGCAAAAUACCAGUGAAAAACAUGUCAAAACACUCAAAUUUCUGCUAAUCAAGAACGGGAAGCUGAAGUAAAAAUGAUAAUUUAAUUCUUCAGUUUCACUUUAAUUGAAAAAAAAUCACAAUGUAUUACCAAUGACCAUAUUUUUAAUGGAGGUUUAUUUUAUUCUCAGUCUAAAGGGUGUACAUUACAUGAAUCUGUACAGAAAAACAAAGUAUGUGAAUGAUGUG
This is a messenger RNA of Misgurnus anguillicaudatus (oriental weatherfish), 2164 nucleotides long. RefSeq lists its product as uncharacterized. Lineage: Eukaryota; Metazoa; Chordata; Actinopteri; Cypriniformes; Cobitidae. The record is from RefSeq and is a predicted model, not a curated record.